GUAAGGGAGAUAACUCCGAGUAUAAGACUAUUAUACAACAACACAGGCCUGCACGAACGACGAUGUCAUUGAAUGCGUUUCGUCAUCUUAUGCGCUGUAGCGUGAGCGUGCAGAAAUCCCGGCUUUUUCAGGUAGUUGCAGCUCCAUCAGUCCAGAGAGUGAGAUUUUCAUCAGACUACUACACACCUCAGGAGGAGUACCCUCCACCUCCUCCAUACAAGGAAAGACUUGAUGAGGAUGUAGAUGUGAUGCGUGCCCGUCUUCUGUACCAGAGUAGGAAACGAGGAAUGCUGGAAAAUGGACUUCUUCUUAGCACAUUUGCAGCCAGGUAUCUUGAUGGUAUGGAUGAAAAACAGUUGACACUGUAUGAUCGCCUCAUCAACACACCGAGUAAUGACUGGGAGAUAUAUUAUUGGGCUGUAGGCCAGAGACCUGUCCCUGAGAAGUUUCAGAGUGAAAUCAUGGACUUGUUGGUGGAACAUGCCAGGAACAAAGACCGCCAAAACCGAAGUCGACAACCAGAUCUUCCAAACACUCCUUAAAUGCUUUUUGUAAAAAUGACCUUGUAAAAAAAUGUUAUUUAUAUUAAAAUGUUUUAUAUUAAUAGAAA
Messenger RNA from Pecten maximus, 610 nucleotides. Its product is annotated as succinate dehydrogenase assembly factor 2, mitochondrial-like. Gene Ontology annotation, biological process: mitochondrial respiratory chain complex II assembly; mitochondrial electron transport, succinate to ubiquinone; tricarboxylic acid cycle. Lineage: Eukaryota; Metazoa; Mollusca; Bivalvia; Pectinida; Pectinidae. Bases 63 to 542 code for a protein of 159 amino acids. The record is from RefSeq and is a predicted model, not a curated record. Gene Ontology annotation, cellular component: mitochondrion. The transcript is spliced from 4 exons.